GGCUGGGCAGGUCGGCUGGGCAGGGGUACCUACUGUAGUGCCACGGGACCAGCGCAACGACGCCAGCCAAGUGGGUGUGCCUGCGAAUAAAAGGCCCCAGGGGUCCAACGCUUUCGCCUUCUCCUGACCCUCAUCAACUCCUCGUCCCCGGCCCUCUUCCCCUCUCAUCUCCAGGUCGCAACUCCCACUCUCCUUCUCAUCCUCACAGUCUUUACCAACACCAACACACAAUGUUCAACAAGCUCUCCCUCCUCGCCGUCCUGGCCCUCGCCGCCGUUGGCCAGGCCAAGUACGACACGCCCGACAACCUGCCCGCCAAGACCGACUCCAAGGGCGGCCAGAUCGGCUACAACGACUGCCGUAAGCGCUACGGCGAGUCGAGCCAGAAGUCGAUGUGCCAGAACGCCUACAUCAACUCCAUCAAGGACUUCUGUCUUUGGGGUCCCCCCAAGGCCGGCUCCACCGUCGGCGACACCGAGGCCAUCGAGGUCGCUUGGUGCCUCAAGUCCGGCUACGGCACCAGGCUCAUCCCCAACGGUGCCAUCAAGGGAGCGCACUUUUUGAAGACACCAUCUUACGUCCAGGUUACCGGUACCGGAGACCUCACCAAGAUCAACGUCAAGAAGGGCGACGACGGUGGUGAGCUCGACCCCCACGGCGCCACCGGCUCUGGUAACCCCGUCGGCGGUCUCGUCUACACUCGUGCCUACACCGGCCAGUUUCAGCGAGUCUACGAGUGGCAGAACUUCAUUUCCGACAGGGAAUUCUGCUUCCGUGCUUGUAAUCCAAAGGGGGCCAAUCAGAAGGAGUGGUGCCCUCACAUCUACGACGUCAUGGGCUGCUACUGGAAUGAACCCGCCAAUUACAACGCCGGAUCCUGGGACCAGUGCGACGGUACCGAGGGCGAGUGGCCCGGUGUCUACCACGGCUCGACCUUCUACCAGGGUCAGAAGCACACCCCUGGACCUCAGACUCCUGGCAAGUCGUCCAACUGCCGCGCUUACCCCUCGCUCACCUCUGGUGGCGACGCCAUCAAGAAGCCCGGAUCCAAGCGCCAGGUCAUGGAGACCGCUCGUCCUGUCGCCUAAGGAGCACACGCUCGGCGCACGUUUUUCAACUUCGUAGGAUAAGAAUCAACUCGCCGAUCCGGCGUCUGUAUCUUGCGAGCGUCGUACCCAGCCGGCACCAGCUUUCACUGCCUUCGACGCACCCUGCUCGUUUUCUUCGUCUUCUCGCUAGCUACAUUUGUCAAUUUCAUCAUCGUCUUAGUCAAACUCAACAACAUGGCCCUGCUACAGCUCCGAGACGGCUGGAUCAUGCGAUGCGACUGAAGCGGCAUCAGUUACAGGUUCACGGCUCUCGAUGGCUCUGAACAUACGCUCUCGUCGGGUCUGCCCUCCUCUGUACCGCUCUCAGCAC
This is a messenger RNA of Jaminaea rosea, 1419 nucleotides long. RefSeq lists its product as hypothetical. The transcript has 5 exons. The coding region runs from base 231 to 1088 and encodes 285 amino acids. Lineage: Eukaryota; Fungi; Basidiomycota; Exobasidiomycetes; Microstromatales. The record is from RefSeq and is a predicted model, not a curated record.